Molecule: messenger RNA, 1052 nt
Organism: Rubroshorea leprosula
Lineage: Eukaryota; Viridiplantae; Streptophyta; Magnoliopsida; Malvales; Dipterocarpaceae
Source: the annotation of a GenBank genome assembly
ACAACCAAGCAGAAAAGGCGAGAAGGAAAUUACCAGGGCAGACGACGGGUGCUGAGGGAAGAAGGGAGGGGAGAAGGAGAAUGAACGAAAGAGCGAAAGCGAAUGCAAUAAGGGCGGGAAUAGUGGUGAUUGGAUCCUUGGCGUUCGGUUAUUUGAGCUUUCAGAUUGGGUUCAAGCCUUUUCUUGAGAAAGCUCAAGAAUUUGACUCUCUUCAACAGUCUUCUCACUCAUCUUCAAAAUCCCAAGAAGAAUAACCCCCCAAACCCAUCCAUCAUAGUAGCAUCCGGAUGGAUGCAGAAGAAAAUGAUGAACGACAUUGGAUGGAGAAUUGGGAUCAAAAGCAUGGUAUGGCUGUAGCUCAAGUUUCUUUGGGGUUGAAGAAGUUUUGGUUGAAUAAAUGAACUUCCGAGUUGAGCAGCAUUUAUGCUAGAAGACCUACAGCUUUCUUUUAGAAGAUCCUGCAAGGGUGAGAGCAUUCUCUGGUUACCCAGUUGAGUAGUGUUAGGAUUUCUUAAUACAAAUGAUGUAUGGCCCUGAGUACCUGGACCCUUGGUAAGUUUGUGCAGUGGCUAUGGGCAUGAAGAAAGACUUCAUAAUCUCUUCUCCCCUAGAUCAAUUCUUAAACCAAUUAUGCAUUUAUCCAAUGUCUUGAGGAUUCUUGAUGAAUUUUUGAUAAUUAAAUAUGACUUUCAUAGUCUCUUAUUCCAUUCUUGAAUAGAUUUAAGUGGUUGUUUUAUCCUAUCCAUACCCUACUGCAUUUUUCCCUUUAGUUCUCUUGAAGCCUCCAUGUUUUUGAAAGCUAUACUUGUUUAUGUUGGGGGUACAUAGUUUUCAGUAACAGCAGGGAUCAUUAUAUGAUGCUUGACUUCCUUUUGAACUAUGUGAUAUGCCCUUAAGUUCUUUCACCAUACCAUUUGAUGUGGCAUUAACAUUAAGUCACUUCAACUGUUGAACAUACCAUACUUUGUUGUUUCAACGAGAAAGGAUAUCCGUUGGUCCAAUGAUGACAUUAUGACAUACCGUACCUAAAGGAACAAACUUAGUAGAUUCCA